UUCCCCUGCCCUAAAAGUGCAAAUAACGUUUGCUUGGAGGCCAAGCCGAGGGCUGCUGAUUCCGAUUCUUCUUUGAAAAAGUCGCAAAAUCGCUUUCGGAGGGAAUCCAAUCCACAGAAGAAUCUUGGAAAAAUCGCAAAAUCGCUGGCUUCACCACCGAGCUUUCCAGUGAGAAGAAGAAGAAGAAUAAUUUCUGCAGUGAAACGUUUUGGAUAAUCUUUUGAGGGGUCUGGUGUUGAAAGGAUGCCGGUGAAGGACAACAGCCUUGACAAGGAAAAGUGUUUGGAGCUCUUUCUCCUCAUUGGAUUGGAUGAGCGAACUGCACGAAAUACCAUUGCCAACAACAAGGUCACUGCUAAUCUCACUGCCGUCAUUAAUGAGGCUGCUGUAACUGACGGAUGCAGUCGGGCUGUUGGAAAUCUCCUAUACACAGUCGCGACAAAGUAUCCUGCAAAUUCCCUGGUGCAUCGCCCAACCCUGAUAGAAUAUAUUGUUUCAUCAAAGAUUAAAACUCCAGCUCAGUUAGAAGCGGCUUUUUCAUUUUUUGCAACUACGGGCUCCGAGAAUUUUAAGUUGAAUGAAUUUGAAGAAGCCUGCGGUGUUGGUGUUGAGGUUUCAGUGGAAGAAAUUUCAAAGACCGUUGAUGAUGUUUUUGAAGAGAAUGAGAAUGUAAUCUUAGGGGAACGUUAUAGAACAAAUGUGGGUGAUUUGUUCGCACAUGUUCGGAAGAGGCAUCCAUGGGCUGAUCCGAAAGUUGUCAAGCAACUGAUUGAUGCAAAACUAUAUGAAUUACUUGGGGAAAGAACUGCAGCAGAUAAUGAAAAGGUUCCCAAAAAGAAGAAAGAAAAGCCUGCUAAAGUUGAGGAAAAAAACAUUGUUAUUUCUGCUACAGAACAUCCAUCUGAAGAAGAUAUUAAUCCGUUUUCCAUAUUCCCUAAACCUGAGGAAAAUUUUAAGGUUCACACAGAAGUUUUCUUUAGUGAUGGUUCUGUUCUGAGAUGUUGCAAUACAAAGGAACUACUUGAGAAGCACUUAAAAGUAACAGCGCAGAAAGUGUUAACUCGAUUUCCUCCUGAACCAAAUGGCUAUUUGCAUAUAGGUCAUGCCAAGGCAAUGUUUGUUGACUUUGGCCUGGCAAAAGAUAGAGGUGGAUUGUGCUACUUAAGAUAUGAUGAUACAAACCCUGAAGCAGAAAAGAAAGAAUAUAUUGAUCAUAUCGAAGAGAUUGUCAAGUGGAUGGGUUGGGAGCCCUUCAAGAUCACUUAUACCAGUGAUUACUUUCAAGAGUUGUAUGAAUUAGCUGUGGAAUUGAUACGAAGAGGUCAUGCCUAUGUUGAUCAUCAGACACCUGACGAGAUAAAGGAGUAUAGAGAAAAAAAGAUGAACAGUCCUUGGAGAGACAGACCGAUUGCUGAAUCCUUGAAACUUUUUGAGGAUAUGAGACAGGGUCUCAUUGAAGAAGGAAAAGCUACACUUAGAAUGAAGCAGGACAUGCAGAGUGAUAACUUUAAUAUGUAUGACCUUAUUGCAUAUCGAAUCAAGUUUACCCCUCACCCGCAUGCUGGAGAUAAGUGGUGUAUCUAUCCAAGCUAUGAUUAUGCUCACUGUAUUGUGGAUUCUCUUGAGAAUAUCACACAUUCGCUUUGUACACUUGAAUUUGAGACACGACGUGCUUCAUACUAUUGGUUAUUGCAUGUGCUGGGCCUUUACCAACCAUACGUCUGGGAAUAUUCACGGUUGAAUAUCAGUAACACUGUCAUGUCCAAGCGCAAGUUAAAUCGACUAGUGACAGAAAAGUGGGUUGAUGGUUGGGAUGACCCUCGCCUUAUGACACUUGCUGGCUUACGACGUAGGGGUGUGACUUCCACCGCAAUAAAUGCUUUUGUUAGAGGAAUCGGAAUUACUAGAAGUGACUCUAGUAUGAUACGUGUGGAUCGCCUAGAGUAUCACGUGAGGGAAGAACUAAACAAAACAGCGCAUCGCACAAUGGUUGUGAUCCAUCCGCUCAAGGUUGUUAUAACCAAUUUAGAAGCUGGCACUAUGCUCGAUCUUGACGCCAAGAAAUGGCCUGAUGCUCAAGUUGAUGAUGAUUCUGCUUUCUACAAGGUUCCAUUUUCCAAAAUAGUAUAUAUUGAACAGUCCGAUUUUCGGAUGAAAGAUUCAAAAGAUUAUUAUGGGCUUUCUCCUGGUAAAUCUGUGCUACUCAGAUAUGCAUUCCCUAUCAAGUGCGCUGAUGUUAUCUUAGAUGAUGAUAACAAAACUGUUGUCGAAAUCCGUGCUGAGUAUGAUCCUUCCAAGAAGACAAAGCCAAAGGGUGUCCUCCAUUGGGUUGCAGAACCUUCUCCAGGGGUUGAUCCGCUGAAGGUGGAAGUUAGAUUGUUCGACAAACUAUUUAUUUCCGAGAAUCCUGCGGAACUUGAUGACUGGGUUGCUGAUUUGAACCCCCAAUCCAAAUUGGUUAUACCCGAUGCAUAUGCUGUGCCCACACUUCGAAAUGCAACUGAUGGUGACAGUUUUCAGUUUGAAAGACUUGGUUAUUUCGCGGUUGACAAGGAUUCAUCUCCUGAAAAGUUAGUCUUUAAUCGGACGGUCACGCUGCGAGACAGCUACAGCAAAGGUGUGAAAUAGGUUCAUGCCAUGUACGCAAGUAAAACGGAUGAUUUUUUGAGUACAUAGUAACUCCAUUUGUUAAAAUUUUUUAAGUUUUGUGGAGAAACAUUUACCUAUCGGCCGCACAAGUCAACACAACUUCAUUUGUUGAUAUAUGGAAAAACUAAUUUAAGGUUGUAGACAGAUUGACUAGUUUGCAGCAAGUCGUUUCCUUUUCAUUUUUCUUUUAAAUCAUUGUUUAGCAAUAAGAGCUAAUUGGUAACUUAAUUAAGAUGUAUUAAAGUUCGUUAAUGUUAAUUGGUUUGUGGAUUUUGUUUUA
Messenger RNA from Morus notabilis, 2929 nucleotides. Its product is annotated as glutamine--tRNA ligase. Gene Ontology annotation, molecular function: glutamine-tRNA ligase activity; ATP binding. The record is from RefSeq and is a predicted model, not a curated record. The coding region runs from base 244 to 2628 and encodes 794 amino acids. The transcript is spliced from 24 exons. Gene Ontology annotation, biological process: glutaminyl-tRNA aminoacylation; translation. Gene Ontology annotation, cellular component: cytoplasm; cytosol. NCBI's taxonomy places the organism in Eukaryota, Viridiplantae, Streptophyta, Magnoliopsida, Rosales, Moraceae.